AUGUCACAGUUAGAUGCCAGCUUUGCUGGUUCUGGCAGGCCAGAUAACGACACCAAAGUUUUUGAUCAAAGCAACGAUAUGAAUCUUCUUGAUGACGGAAACAACAACAUCUUGGGUGAUGUUUAUGGAAAUGGUCUUGAUACUAUGAAUGCGGCCCAAUCAGGCUUCAAUUUUGACGAGACUGACGAUUUCCUCAAGUCUAUAUCGGGAGUAUUGGGCAACAAACCAGAUUUGGCAAACGUCAAUCUCAAUAAUGUCAACUACAAUAAUUCAAUCUUGUCUCCAUCGUCAAUUAAUGGAGAAGAAGCAGGGUUUCCCGAAUAUUUAGGAGCAUACCCCGACCAACCUCAAGCCACGUUUCAAGAUGGUCUGUUUGAACAACCAUUGUAUGGUACUAGGAUAAGAUCACACUCAUCAUCGAUUGCCACCUACAAUGGCGAGACUAUAUCGCCUUUAUCCAAUCACACCAAUGAAACAUCGGACUAUACUUCACCAGAGUCAAUCCAAAAUCAUGCAGCUGAGAAGCCUACUCGUAAGCAAACCAAGAGAAGUUCUACAUCUAAAGUGGCAAAGCCAAAGAAUACCAAAGAUAAGAGCUCACACAAUAUGAUUGAAAAGAAGUACAGAACCAACAUCAACUCAAAGAUUUUGCUUUUGAGAGACGCCGUGCCUGCUUUGAGAAUUGCUGCUGGUGCUGCUGAUAUUUCCUUGGCUGAUUUAGAAGGUAUUACACCAGCAUCAAAGUUGAACAAGGCUAGUGUUUUAACUAAAGCUACCGAAUAUAUCAAACACUUGGAGCAAAAGAAUGCUAUUUUGAAGGAUCAAAAUGAUUAUUUGCAAAAGGUUCUUCAAGAAGCUAACUUGAGUCCUCAGAUUCAAAUGCCAUUAGCUCAACGUCAAAUGCUGAGCUCACCUUAUGAUGGUAGUCAACAAAUGUAUGGAAAUAUGAGACCAAAUAGCCUGCAGAGUUAUGAUGAGCCAGCGUACAUGCAAAAUCAACAAGUGCAACCAUCACCACCACAACAACAGCCAACAGCAGCAGGAGCUCCACCACCACAUCCACCAUCACAAUCGCAGCAAGAGAUUUCGAAUAAGCCCAAUAGGUACUUGUUGGGAGGCAUGGCAACCGUUAUGGCUACUUCGUUGUUUGGUGGUUCAGGUGAGAACGACUUUAGGAGUUUAAGUGCGUUGCCAUUUUCUUCGUACUUGUUCCCAAGCGCAUUCUUGAAUCCAUCGCCAGUUAUGAUUCAGUUAUGGACAUUGACGAAAUUGUUGUUGGUUUUAGGAAGUUUAUUUUCAGUGUUUUAUCCAAUGGUGCAAAGCUUUGUCAACAAGCCUAAUGGUAAAGAGGUGAGAGUUACCAGUGAGUCCAGCACUUUACUCGAUUGUCUUUUUGUUUCGUUAUACAUGAAGGUGCCUAAAAAGUUAUCUGAGCAACGUCGUACAAGGGUCAUUGCCAACUUGAGAGGAGGCAACAACUGGAAUCAAUUGAUUUGGGAUUAUGUUGAGUUGUCUUCAUGUGAAUCCAAUUUUGAAAAUACAUUUUUGAUGUUGUUGAUUGGCACCUUGUUGAAGAACAAGUUUGAAAGGUUGUCACCGGUAUUGAAUCAUUUUUUGAGUAUGAAGGGUGGAUUGAUUAUGAACCUUGAUUACCGUGGCAGCAGCAAGGCAUUGAUCAGAUUAAGUCAGUUGAUUGGUAAAAUUGAUGGACCUUCCAUGUUUACUAGCGAAACUUUAAUGAAGAGAUUGAGUAAUGUGGUAACAGGUAAGUAUAUUAAUUCUGGUGUUGAAGAUGGACAAGAUGCCAAAUACAUUGAAGCGUAUCGACACACCGUCGGUGAUUAUUACAAUUUGGUUGUCCAAUGGAGAAUCAUUGAUAUUAUCCAUGCAUUGAAUUUGUCUUACUUGGAAAACUUGAACGAGGAUACGACCCAAGUGCUAACCGAUUUGAAGAUUGUUGAGUCGAUUAUUGAUAAGAAAUCACCAAUAUGGCCGCAAUUUCAAUUACUCGUUACUAUUGUUGAUCCAAACCAAUCUUUGACGUUUGUGCAACUGUUGAAAGAUAAAGUUGAAUAUCAAGUGAACAAGUUUAAGUCUGACUGUAAGGAGUUGGAAGAGGACUCGGAUGGAGAAGAAGAAGAGGAAUUGUCAUCGGAACUUGAUUUUGAAUCAAUUGUUAAAAGUUUGAGUUUAGUUUCACAGGAAGAGGUGAUUGUACUAUUGUCUUCCUUAGUAACCUACUAUCACAACCUUGAUGAUAGUGACAAGGAAGCAGAAAUUUUGAGACAUUUGAGAAUACCCAACAGAAAAUUUAGUUUAUUGACAUUCACGGCCUUGGUCAGUAUGCUUAAUGCAAUAAUCCCAGGACCUGUUGAUGAUUUUGAAGGCACUUCAGAAAUAUUGAUUCUGGUUCGUAAAUGGCUCAAAGAGGGUUGCUUGCAAAGAAAUAAAUUGGGUUCACAGUCUGUUGAUCUUGGGGAGAAAUUGGCAGAGUUGUUGCUUCGCAAAGGAAAGAUAAUAAAUGGUAUAUGUGUGGAAGAUGGUGAUGAGGAGUAG
Molecule: messenger RNA, 2556 nt
Organism: Lodderomyces margitis
Lineage: Eukaryota; Fungi; Ascomycota; Pichiomycetes; Serinales; Debaryomycetaceae
Gene: CPH2
Product: Cph2p
Exons: 1
Coding region: 1-2556 (851 amino acids)
Molecular function (GO): protein dimerization activity
Source: RefSeq, a predicted model, not a curated record